AACAAAUAUAACACAACGAUAUUUCGCGUAGUGUUGUUACUUUUGGCCAACAAAAAUCCCUAUAACAAUAUUUAAAAAUAAAAUACAAAAUAACAAACCAAAAACAAACCAUGGAGUUUCUAAAGUGAUUUUGUGAUUACUUACCAUUUUAAAUUUUUAAAAAAUAAAUACACGAAUAAUAAAAAUGAUAAUACAUGUGGAAUUAAGCAACAAAAAUUCAUAAAUAUUUUGUGCAGAUUUUUGAUCCAUUCAGUUAGUCCUUUUUUUUAUGUUUUUGUUUUGUUUUGCCGGCACAACAAAACAUCCAAGUGCGUACAAAAAUAAUAAUGAUACGACAACGACGGUGUCUCUGAUGAUGAUGUGACGGAUGUGAUUCGAGUAAAAAUUGAAUAACAAGUGAAUGCAACAAAUGUGCAUCAAAUGAAAAAUUGAUUCACACAAGUGUGAAAAGAAACCCCAAGCUAACAAAACUGAGAUAAUCAGCAGCCAAGCUAAAUAGAAAAAAAAACCCAAUCAACCAAAUAAGCUUGAAGGCUCCAAGAAAGGGCUCCAAAGAACGAUACUUUCCAAAACAAAGAUUUUCAACAAGUUUAAUGAAGAUUAAACCUCUCAAUUGAUUGAUUGACUGCUUGAUAGAUUGAUUGACUCACUGAUUGAUUGACUGAUUGAUUGAAGCAAAAACAAAAAUAACAAAAACAGCGACCAAAUGCAAGAUGAAUCCGGAUCAAUCGAUGUCAAUGCAAACUGGCGCCCAACCGCCCCCGCCGCCACCCUCGCACGCCAUUGCCACCGUCUCGGCCGCCGCCUCAGCCACGCCCUCCAUUGCCGCUGCCCCGCCCACCGUCUCUGGUGGCAAUGUCUACGGCGGCAUACCACCCACCUCCUCCACCACCGCCGGCACAGCAUCCGCUACCGGCAGCUAUGUGUCCAUCGGAAUCCUGCCCAACCUGCCGCCCGCCCAGCUGCCGCCGCUCCUGCUGCCCGCUCCGCCCUCCUCGACGACCACGUUCAAGACCACGCCCCUGCUGCCCAUGCCCACGCUGGAGGACAUUGAGGUGGCCAAUCAAAAUGGCGGUCAAGCCGGACAGGUGGUAGUAUCCUUGGCGCAACCUUCUUUGCCGCCACCCGGAAUUCUCAAGUAUCCCAGUUCGGGUUAUGUCAGUGAUUUGAUGGCGCCACCGCAGCCGCUUACCUUGACCCACCCCCACGCCCAGCUGCCACCCCCGCCACCCCUAGCCAAUGCCACCGGCUGUAGCAACAUUGGCAGCAACAGCAAUUGCGGCACUUUGAAGAGCAACGCCAAGCUGUUGCCGUUGCAACUGAUGAGCACGACCACGCCACCUGGCCGCAAGGAACCCCUGCCCGCCGCCCAUCCGCAGGCAGCCUCCAUCCAGGCCCAGGCCCAGGUGCAGGCUCAGUUGCAGCAGCAACACCAACAACAACAGCAACAUCAACAACAACAACAGCAGCAGCAACGCAAGCGGAAGGGGUGGUGCGCCUGUUUUGGUUCCGGAUCGGGGAGGUCCUCCAAUGCGGGUGGUGGCGGGGGCGGUAGUGAGGGCAAGACGCCGCCCGGAUACGGAAGCAAGGAGAAGAAGAAGCGCAAGGCCACCACACAGACGGUUUGGUCAGCACUUUUAACCAAUUUGGGAAUUUGCAUGCUGCUCUUGGCCUACACAUUGUUGGGCUCCUUUAUAUUCCUGACCAUUGAGAACGAGGACUCGGCCCUGCUGCAUCAGCAGCAUACACUGGCCAGCACCAAAAGGAAUUUGGCUGGCAUUGGCUUGGGAUUUGGACAACAUCAACAUCGUUCCCCGCAGCAGCAGCAGCAGCAACAUCAAUCGCAUCAGCAACAGCAGCAACAUCAGACAGGACAUCAUGGGGACAAUGACACGAUGGCUGGUGCCGCCGCUGCUGUGGCCGCUGCCCAGGGUAUGAUAUCCGGGUCGGAGCAGCAACAGCAGCAGCAUAAUCCUUUCGGCGGACCCGCAUCCGGCGGAGAUUUUGUUUACGGCAUCGACGAUGUGGACGAGUCGGGCGGGAUGCCCCAGUUUGCUCUUUCGCCGGACACUUACGAUGUCCGUCAGCGGACCAUCGAGAAUAUCUGGGAUAUAACCGUCUCUCUCAAUAUUCUCUACAAGGAAAACUGGACAAAAUUGGCCGCACUUGAAAUAGCCAAGUUUCAAGACCAAUUAAUCAAGAGACUGAACGAGGAUGUUAUGCUGCAAUUAUCGCACGACGAUGUGGCCAAUGCUCCAGCAUCCUCCUCCUCGUCCUCAUCCUCCGCCAAUGGAAAUCCUGGGGGCAACAAUCCGGCCACGGAAGCUGUACUCCUUCAUACCCACUAUCAUCAUCAUCGAGCCGGUGGGGGCGUGGUUGUGGGCGGUGGACCGCCGCACGAAUGGAAUUUUGCCAAAGCGUUUUUGUAUUCGCUGACCGUUUUGACCACAAUUGGCUAUGGCAAUAUUGCUCCCCGGACAACGCUCGGCCGGAUCGUGACCCUGGCGUACGCCUUCUUUGGAAUACCCCUGACCCUCGUCUAUCUGAGCAGUACGGGCAGUAUCCUGGCGCGGGUGGCCCGCGAGGUCUUCUCCAAGGCCCUCUGCUGCUGCUUGUGCUCCAAUUGCGGCUACUGUUGCUACGACGAGAAGAGAAUGGCCGAAAAGGAGCGAAGGAUGAGGCGGAAGCGCCAGCAGGAGGAGCUCCGGAAACAGCAGGCAGUGAUGCAGGAACCGUACUAUGUCCGUGAUGUGUAUCAUGCCACGCCCGAAAAGGAUGCAGCUGCCGGAGGAGGAGGUGUGGCAGGAGCACCCCCUUCAGUGCCGACUGGAGGUGGAUCGAAUCCCAUGGCCACAGGAUGCCCGCCAGGUGACAUAGACUCCCUGAGUGCCAGCGAAUCGAGAGGAUCAAUGCACGGCCUGAGCAUCCUGGCUCCCAUCCUCCUGUGCUUCUCCAUGAUGAUCAUCUAUAUUGUGUUUGGGGCGGCGGUCCUCUAUCGCCUGGAGAACUGGCCCAUUCUGGACGGGAUCUACUUCUGCUUCAUGAGCCUCUCAACGAUCGGCUUUGGGGACAUGCUGCCCGGGCUGCGACGCGAAUCGAAUGCCACCACCUGGUUCUGCUCGGUGUACAUCAUGUCCGGCAUGACCCUGACCGCCAUGUGCUUCAAUGUCAUCCACGAGGAGAUCGUCCACCGGAUCCGGAUAGUAGUGGAGUUCAAAAAGACGAGUGCCGCCAAUUCGGCGGGCGGUCUGACAGGUCCUGGGAUGACCUCCGCCGCCCCCACCGGCUCCAUGAUGGACGUGGGUCACGAGGAGGGCGGCCAGUACUAUGUCCCGGCAUCCUGACACUACGAAAAGCGAGGACAUCUCUACCAGCGUAACCCCACCGAAGAGACCCUGGUGACAGACACUCCCACAUCGCUGGUGCUGAAGGACUACGUGAAUCACGAGCUGGUGCCCAUUUUGACGAUGGAUCCGAACGGAGCUCGUCUCACACC
Messenger RNA from Drosophila bipectinata, 3496 nucleotides. RefSeq lists its product as uncharacterized. The record is from RefSeq and is a predicted model, not a curated record. Lineage: Eukaryota; Metazoa; Arthropoda; Insecta; Diptera; Drosophilidae. Gene Ontology annotation, molecular function: potassium ion leak channel activity; outward rectifier potassium channel activity. Gene Ontology annotation, cellular component: plasma membrane. Gene Ontology annotation, biological process: potassium ion transmembrane transport; stabilization of membrane potential.